Molecule: messenger RNA, 2328 nt
Organism: Quercus lobata
Lineage: Eukaryota; Viridiplantae; Streptophyta; Magnoliopsida; Fagales; Fagaceae
Product: LRR receptor-like serine/threonine-protein kinase
Exons: 2
Coding region: 1-2328 (775 amino acids)
Molecular function (GO): protein binding
Source: RefSeq, a predicted model, not a curated record
AUGCCUCUAAAUCCAUGGAACACCCUCUUCUCCUUCUUAACAAUCAUCCUUCCCCUCUUGAACCCUUUUGUAGCUUUCGCAGUUAAUCCACAAGGCGAAGCUCUUCUUUCAUGGAAGCAAAGCCUGAAUGGACCCACUGAGGCCUUGUCUAAUUGCAACCCAACACAUAGAACUCCAUGUGGGUGGCUUGGAAUCACUUGCAACAUCAACGAGGAGGUCGUCGAAUUGGAAUUAAGGCACUUGAGUUUAUAUGGUACAGUUCCAACUAAUCUCUCUUCCUUGGUUUCAUUAACCAAGGUUGUACUUUCUAGUACAAACCUCACGGGUUCGGUCCCAAGAGAGAUUGCUAUACUACAUGAACUGAAUUACUUGGACUUGAGUGACAAUGCGUUAACUGGUAACAUCCCAUCUGAGAUUUGCAACUUGCUUAAGCUCCAAGAAAUCCACCUCAACUCGAACCAGCUAGAGGGCUCGAUUCCAGCUCAAAUCGGCAACCUCACAAGCUUGAAAUGGCUGACUCUUUAUGACAACCAGCUCAAUGGUGAGAUACCCAGUUCAAUAGGCAAAUUGAAGAACCUCCAGUUGAUAAGAGCAGGUGGGAACAAGAAUCUCGGAGGCCUUAUACCUCAAGAAAUUGGGAAUUGUACCGAGUUGACCAUGUUAGGCCUAGCCGCAACAAGCGUUUCGGGUUUCCUUCCUCCGAGUCUUGGCCUCCUCAAGAAGCUUGAAACCAUGAACAUGUACACAUCUCUCCUCUCCGGCCAAAUUCCACCUGAACUUGUCAACUGUAGCGCCCUCCAAAACAUUUAUCUCCAUCAAAACUCGCUUACUGGUUCAAUACCGAAAAGUCUUGGAAGCCUAAAAAAUCUCCGGAAUCUUUUUCUCUGGGAGAACACCUUGGUGGGUACCAUUCCAUCAGAGCUUGGGAAUUGCAAGAACUUAACAAUUCUCGAUGUUUCCAAUAAUUUGAUCGAAGGAACUUUGCCACUUCAGGUACUUCCACAACACAUUGUUUACUUUUCAAUCUCAACGAACAAUUUAAGUGGGGAGAUCCCUUCCUAUAUUUGCAAUCUCAGUUUCGUCAACUACCUUGAUUUCUCUUAUAACCAUUUUAGUACGAUUCCUCCAUGUUUGGGAAACAUGAGUGAUCUCAUGAAAUUGAAUCUGCGAAAUAACAAUUUUCAUGGCACCAUCCCAAAAUUUGAAAAGUGCAAUAACUUGAGGAGUCUUCAAAUCACUGGCAAUCAAUUUGAAGGGCCAUUACCACGUUCAUUAGUCAAUUGCAAAAAAUUGGAAAUUCUAGACAUUGCGAACAACAAGGUUAACGACACAUUCCCUCUUUGGUUGAUAAAUCUUUCAGAGUUGCGGGUUCUCUUAUUGCGAUCAAAUGGCUUUCAUGGUGCCAUAGGCAAUCACAAGACUAAAUUCUCAUUUCCUAAUUUGAGAAUCAUAGACCUCUCUCACAAUAUGUUCCAUGGUCAUUUGCCAUCAAACUUUUUCAAGUCUUUAACAGCCAUGAUGAAUGGGAACGUACAGAAAGGUAAACUGCAAUAUACGGGUGAUACUUAUUAUCAAGAUUCUAUUACGAUUGAUAUUAAAGGGAAUUAUAUUGAUGUGGUGAAGAUCCAGACUCUAUUGACAACCAUUGAUUUUUCCAACAAUAGUUUCAAAGGAGAAAUUCCAAAGAUAAUUGGAAAGCUUGGAUCACUCAAAGGGCUAAAUUUUUCACACAAUAAUCUUAUCGGUCAUAUACCUAUAUUAUUCGAAAAUUUAACUAAUCUUGAAUGGUUAGAUCUCUCCUCAAACAAGUUCACAGGCAACAUUCCUAUACAAUUGACAGAUCUUACAUCAUUGGCAAUUUUAAAUCUCUCAAAAAACCAUCUUAUGGGACCGAUACCUCAAGGUAAACAGUUCAAUACGUUUACAAAUGAUUCCUACAAUGGAAACUUGGGUUUAUGUGGAUUUCCGUUGACAAAAUCUUGUGGCAAUGAUAAGGGACAACACCCACCACUAUCAUCAACCAUCCAAGAAGAUGAUUUUGAGUUUGCAAAUGGAUUUAAUUGGAAAGUUGUGUUGUUGGGGUAUGGAUGUGGAUUCAUGUUCGGAUUAGGUAUGGGAUAUCUUAUGUUCUCAAGUGAAAAAUCAAAAUGGCUAGUGAAUAGUAUUUAUGGAAAACGACACAACAAGGUGCGAAGAUCCAAGAAGAAUGCUCCUGGAAGAAUUAAUCGAAGCAAAAUUUUGCUGAUACGAAUAAUGAUUUCAGAACAAAGAAGAUGUUGUUGGUUGGAUCGCUUGAAGAGUGGAGUUCAUCUUACUAGUGCUAAGUGA